Messenger RNA from Tupaia belangeri chinensis (Chinese tree shrew), 1510 nucleotides. It is a transcript of the gene FAM187A, whose product is annotated as family with sequence similarity 187 member A. The record is from RefSeq and is a predicted model, not a curated record. Bases 208 to 1449 code for a protein of 413 amino acids. NCBI's taxonomy places the organism in Eukaryota, Metazoa, Chordata, Mammalia, Scandentia, Tupaiidae. The transcript has a single exon.
UGGAACAUUAGAAGGGCAUCUUUACAUCAGCUGGGAAUGCACUGGCUUGCAUUCAGCUGCUUCUCCUAUCGCCUGUUGCUGCUUUUCCUGGUCAGUUACUCCUUUCCUCAUCUAGAGGCCACCUCUUGGCAGUGAUUUCUAGAAGUCCCCUAGGUCUUCAGUGCCUUGGCUUCAUCCCUGCCCCUCUGACCCUUUCCUCCUGCAGGCAUGAGCCUGGCCCACACCACUGUGCUCUUGUGGGCAUGGGGGAGUCUCCAGGCUUUUGAAAUUGUGGAGAAGGAGAACAUUUUUCAGAAGACCCCCUGCCCCGCUUUCCUGAUGUUUGACAAUGCAGCCUACCUGGCCGACAUGAGCUUCGAGCUCCCCUGCCACUGCAAGCCGGAGGAGGUGUCAGCUGUGGUCUGGUACUACCAGAAGCACCUAGGUGGCAGCCACACCAAAGUGCUGACCGACUUCGACGGGCGCGUGCUGACAGAGGCGGCUCAGGUGCGGGCCGGCAGCGAUGUGCUGGUGCGCUUCAGCAUCCGCAUGUUCAGCCUGCUGGUGUUCCGGGCCCAGCCUGAGGACUCAGGCUUGUACUUCUGUGGCACCCGCAAAGGGGACUACUUUUAUGCCUAUGAUGUGGACAUCCAGAGCAGUGAGGGAAUGGUGGCCACCUUCAUGGAUGAGGGUCAGGAGCCCUUUGCAGAUGAGUACCACAGGCGCCUCCGUGUCUUCACCACCUUCUGGGAGUGGACCCCCUGCGACCGCUGUGGGGUGCCUGGGGAGCAGUGGCGCAUCGGUCUCUGCUACCUGCAGAGCCCAGACCUCUCUCCGCGCUACCGCAAGACACUGCCCGACGUGGUGUCCUGUGGUGCACAGGCUGUGCCCAGGAAGCUGCGGGCUAUGGCCAGGGACCACACGCCUGAGCUGCUAGUUCGGAGCUGCACAGUGCCCUGCAAGAAGAAGACGAUCCGGGAGGGCGUGCUGGCCAUCUUCAACUAUGUGUCCAAGGUGGGCAGCCGGCCCUGGGUACCCCAGGUGCCCAUUCAAUUCCACCAGCAGAGAUUGGGCCACGGACUCAUCAUGUCCUGUCCCGGGGCCCGGCCCGAGCACGCGGUAGCCUGGGACAAGGGCCGGCAGCAGCUGUACCGCACACAGUACCUGAAAGGCGUCAACAGGUCCAUGAGGGUGUUCAUCGACCAUGGCCACCAGCUGCAUAUCCGCUUCACCCAGCUGGGUGACCGGGCCAUCUACUACUGCUGGCGGCAGGGGGUGCGGGUUGCUGGCUUCCGGCUGGGCGUGACAUCUCGAGGACGCUACCCAGCCUCACUCUCAGACCCUGAGACUCGCUCUGCUGUGAAGCUCACCCUGCUAGGCUACCUGUUGAUCACGGCCGUCUUUGUCACCAUUCACCUGUGUCGUUGCUGCUGUUACUUAUUUCGCUGUUGUCCCAACUUUACCCCCUAAGCUAUCCCUUCCCGACCUCUGAAGACCAGUUGUACUUCAGUGUGUUUGUUAAAUGGUUACA